UUUUUUUUUGUAAAACGUUUAUUUUCUUCGUAGUAUCCGGUAUGAACGUCACACUUCCUGUCUUCUUCUUCCUAACCCUAACAUUAGUGCAACAAUGGCGUCAUGUAGUGAGGAGUCAGCUAACGUUACAGCCACUGAAGAGGGACCGAGAGAAGCUCUUUCGUCCCAGAAGAGGGAAGCGAGAUUACGGAAAUUCCGAGAGUUGCAUUUCAAACGGAAUGAAGCCCGUAAGAUCAAUCACCAGGAGGUUGUGGAGGAGGACAAGAGACUGAAACUCCCGAAUAACUGGGAGGCGAAGAAAGCCAGACUCGAGUGGGAGCUUGCUGUAGACGAAAAGAAAAAGGAAUGUGCUGCCAAAGGGGAGGACUAUGACAGAGUGAAACUGCUUGAAAUCACUGCUGAUGAUGCAGAGCGGUGGGAGAGGAAAAAAAAGAAGAAGAACCCAGACACAGGAUUUGCAGGUUAUGCCGAGGCCCAAUUCCGACAGUACCAAAGGCUCACUAAGCAAAUCAGACCAGACUUGGAAAGCUAUGAGAAGCAGAGAGAGGAAUGUGGUGUUGACUUCCACCCCACGUCUAAUAGCCUGAUCCACGGCACCCAUGUGCCAUCAAAAGAGGGCAUUGACCGCAUGGUGGAAGAUGUUGAGAAACAGAUAGAGAAGCGGGCCAAGUACAGCCGACGCAGGGCCUACAAUGACGACGCAGACAUCGACUACAUUAACGAGAGGAAUGCCAAGUUCAACAAGAAGGCGGAGCGUUUCUACGGCAAAUACACAGCCGAGAUCAAACAAAACUUGGAGAGGGGCACAGCUGUCUAGUGGGUCCAGUCAGUCACAUCAGUGGACAUGCUCACUACUUCUUCAUUUCUGUGAUGGAUAUUUUUACCUAGAAUAAAUAUAUUGAAAUGCUAAAAUGUACUCUGUAUUGUAAGGCAGUUUGACAUUUUUAUACCAUGCUAAGGUUAUUUUGAGCCGAAAGAUAAUGAGUUAUCUGUUAGAUGUGUGGUAUACCUUUUGUACAUUAUUAGAAGUUAAAACAACUGUUAUCAUUAUUAUCCUUUUUAUUUUUUAAAUAAACCACUUCCAGUUAUCUUGCACA
Molecule: messenger RNA, 1097 nt
Organism: Sander lucioperca (pikeperch)
Lineage: Eukaryota; Metazoa; Chordata; Actinopteri; Perciformes; Percidae
Gene: syf2
Product: SYF2 pre-mRNA-splicing factor
Exons: 7
Coding region: 95-817 (240 amino acids)
Cellular component (GO): post-mRNA release spliceosomal complex; Prp19 complex; catalytic step 2 spliceosome
Source: RefSeq, a predicted model, not a curated record